CUUCACCAGUCUCUAACCCACCCGGGCACCCACCAUGAGAGACCGCCGCCACCUCAGACUCAUCCUCACCCUCGCCACCCCCACGCGCCGCCACUACGCCACAAAAUACACCGCCAAAGUAACCUCCACCUCCGCAACCGGCCGCACCCUCUCCGUCGAGGUCACCCCUCCUCCUCCCCUCCCCACCGACAUCCGCGGCUACGCCCUCCCCCGCCGCGACCUCGUCUGCAAAGCAACCCAAAUCAUCCUCCACCAAUCCCGCUCCGCCACGUCGGACCCCUUCCUCGACCUGGCCGACUACCUCUCCUCCCUCCCCGUCCCCCUCCUCACCCCCGCCGAGGCCUCCGAGAUUCUCAAGUCCCUCAACGACGCCGACCUCGCCCUCCAGUUCUUCCGAUUCUGCCCCUCCCUUUCCCCCAAAUUCCAACACGACGCCUUCACCUGCAACCGCCUCCUCCUCAUCCUCUCCAAGUCCGCCGCCCCCGCCCGCUUCGACCUCGCCCGCUCCGUCGUCUCCGACAUGCAUCGCUCCGGCAUCCGCGGCAACAUCUCCACCGUCAAUCUCCUCAUCGGCCUCUUCGGCUCCACCAGCGACGACCUCGACGCCGCCUUGGCGCUCGUCAAGAAGUGGAGCCUCAGCGUGACGUCAUACACCUACAAGUGCCUGGUGCAGGCCUACCUGCGCUCUCACGACUCCGCCGGGGCCUUCCGGUCCUACUCGGAGCUGCGGCGGCACGGCUACAAGCUUGACAUCUUCAGCUACAACAUGCUGCUUCAUGAGCUGGCGAAAGACGGAAAGGUUGAGCAGGCGUACAAGGUGUUUGAGGACAUGAAGAAGAAGCAUUGCGAGCCAGAUGAGUUUACCUACACGAUCAUGAUCAGAAUGAGUGGGAAAUUGGGUAAAGGCGGAGAAUGUGUUCAGUAUUUUCAGGAGUUGCUGAACAAAGACCGCCAUUUGAAUUUGAUUGUUUAUAAUACCGUCAUUCAGGCUCUUGCUAGGAGCAACAUGGUUGAUAAGGCCAUACUUGUGUUUAGGAGAAUGGUGGGGGCCGACUGUAGGCCGAAUGAGUUUACUUACAGUGUGAUUUUGAAUCUUUUGAUUGCGCAAGGGCAGCUGUGUAGGUUAGAUGAGUUGGUGGAGCUGUCGAAGAGAUAUGUGACCAAGUCUAUAUACGCGUACCUUGUUAAGACAUUGAGUAAAUUGGGUCACGAUGAUGAAGCCCACAGGCUGUUCUGCAACAUGUGGAAGUUCCAUGACAAGGGGGAUCGAGAUGCCUACAUGUCGAUGUUAGAGAGUUUGUGUGGUGCGGGUAAAACGGCAGAGGCUAUUGAUUUGCUGAGUAACAUUCAUGAGAAAGGGGUAGCCACUGACACUAUGAUGUAUAACACAGUACUGGCGGCGCUUGGGAAGUCGAAGCAAGUAUCACAUCUUCACGAGGUGUAUGAAAAGAUGAAAGUCAAUGGCCCCGAACCAGAUAUAUUUACCUACAAUAUUCUGAUUUCCGGCUUUGGUAGGGCUGGGAAAGUUGAUGAGGCGAUGACGAUAUUCGAACAGCUUGAGAAUAGUGACUGUAAACCCGAUAUUGUGUCUUACAAUUCAUUGAUCAAUUGCCUCGGGAAGAAUGGUGACGUGGAUGAAGCCCACAUGAGGUUCAAGGAGAUGCAGGAGAAAGGAUUCAGCCCUGAUGUUGUCACCUACAGCACUCUAAUCGAGUGCUUUGGCAAGACUGAUAGGGUUGAAAUGGCGUGCAGGUUGUUCGAUGACAUGCUUUCUCAAGGCUGUUGUCCCAACAUUGUCACAUACAACAUCCUGCUUGAUUGUCUUGAGAGGUGUGGGAGAACCGCAGAGGCGGUGGAUUUGUAUGCAAAACUUAAGCAGCAAGGUUUGACGCCGGAUUGGAUUACAUAUGCAGUGCUUGAACGACUGCAAAGCGGUUCUCAUAAGAAAUUCAGAGUUCGCAGGCAGAGUCCAAUCACAGGUUGGGUCGUGAGCCCCAUAAGGUGAUGAAAUUGUGUUUGAUGUCCAGCUAGAAAAGGCUACGGCUGUACCCAAUUUUGCAUUCUUUGAUUCUUUAGGGCCAUUUUUCAGAUGCUGCCUACAUGUGGCGCUACUGGGUUCUUGAGAAACUUGCUUAUACAGUUGUAACAAUAUGUGUAAUUGAUGGCCUCUGGUUUAAUAAGAGACCAAUAGUCAUUGCAGCUAUAAGGAAAGAGAGAUAAAUUCUGCUUCAGUAAAACUUCUUUCCCAAUGGUCAUACCCCCCAUAUGUAAA
Molecule: messenger RNA, 2272 nt
Organism: Argentina anserina (silverweed cinquefoil)
Lineage: Eukaryota; Viridiplantae; Streptophyta; Magnoliopsida; Rosales; Rosaceae
Product: pentatricopeptide repeat-containing protein At1g51965, mitochondrial
Exons: 2
Coding region: 35-2005 (656 amino acids)
Molecular function (GO): protein binding
Source: RefSeq, a predicted model, not a curated record